AUGUCGGGAGGUAAAAAGGGUAAACAUAAUGUAAGGAGGUAUAAUUUAUUGACAUUUAGUGAAGAUGAGGCAAGUAUAGUAUCAGAUAUAAGUGUACCAUGUGAGACUAUACAGGAGGAUAAGAAAGUUAAGAUCAUGGAUAAUAAAUCAGGGAAGACACGUCAAGUGAAGGUCAGUGGAAAGGGAGGUCUAGAGAAGGUAGAAGAUGACAAUGACUCUGUCAGUGAUAUGUCUAGUGAUACACAUACAAAGACAACUAGGAAACAGAGGCAAAGUAAAGAUAAAGUAACUGUGACAGACAUGGAAAGUAAUAGAAAUGCCAAUGACAGAAGGAAAGAUUAUAGUGAGAGAAAAAACUCCUCGCUUUGUGAAAAAAUUCUUGCAGAAAAAAAUAAAAGAUUAGCCAGUGAUAAAAUGAAGUCAGAGAAAAAUGAUGUUGAAGAAAAUAUUGAACCUGAUAGUAAUGUCAGUAAUGAUGAUGAUAGUACACUAACACGGCAAACACAAAAUAAAUCAAAACGUAAUGUCCGCAAAGUUUCAAAUGAUGGUGUAUCAGGAGAGGAUAAUGUCAUUGAGGAUAUAAGUGACAGUAAUGUAGAAGAAGUUAAUGAUACUGAACAGACACAGCAAAAUCUGUCCAACCUUGAAAAUGGGCCAAUACCACUGGAGAAGCAAGUAAAGUUUUGUCAAGAGAGGGUUGCCCAUAUAGAAAAGAAUUAUGGUGCUUUUUGUGAGACACUUGGAUCUAUCACACGUAAAAUGGCAAGAAUGAGAGACAAAGGUGAUUUACUAGCGAAACAAGUGGUAGAGUAUGCAGACAAAGAGAAAGUGAGUGUUUCAACAACAAAGAAUCUCAAAGACUUUGCACACAAUUUAGCAGCAAUACAGGACUAUAGGGAUGCUGAGGUAUACAUGUAAAUGCUACUUGUCUCUUGCCUUUAUUA
Messenger RNA from Ruditapes philippinarum (Manila clam), 944 nucleotides. RefSeq lists its product as uncharacterized. The record is from RefSeq and is a predicted model, not a curated record. Lineage: Eukaryota; Metazoa; Mollusca; Bivalvia; Venerida; Veneridae. The coding region runs from base 1 to 918 and encodes 305 amino acids. Gene Ontology annotation, biological process: cilium assembly. The transcript is spliced from 3 exons. Gene Ontology annotation, cellular component: ciliary transition zone; ciliary basal body.